Mugil cephalus (flathead mullet) is the source of this 4096-nucleotide messenger RNA. It is a transcript of the gene sema3d, whose product is annotated as sema domain, immunoglobulin domain (Ig), short basic domain, secreted, (semaphorin) 3D. Gene Ontology annotation, molecular function: semaphorin receptor binding; chemorepellent activity. Lineage: Eukaryota; Metazoa; Chordata; Actinopteri; Mugiliformes; Mugilidae. Gene Ontology annotation, biological process: negative regulation of axon extension involved in axon guidance; positive regulation of cell migration; axon guidance. The record is from RefSeq and is a predicted model, not a curated record. The coding region runs from base 323 to 2728 and encodes 801 amino acids. The transcript is spliced from 18 exons.
CUGUCUUUCCCGGGGCGAACUGCCACAGAGCCAUCCAAACCACACAGACGGUGCACCGAGAGUUCAGAAGCGCCUGUUUCCGUUUAGCUAACAUUAAGGGGAGUGGACUUUAUCCGUCCACUUUCCUUUCGGUCGGCACGAGGUCGUGCAAGUGUCAUAGUUUUGGCUGCUUUUUUUUUUCUCUGGGCAUCGGGCAACUUUCCGUUGAAGACAGAGACGCAGCGCGUUGCGCGCCGUUGGGCAUGUGCCGCCCGUGAGAGGAGCACGCAAGCAGCAGGACUACAGAAAAAGACUGAGUGCAAAACAGAAGAAGACGCACACCAUGAAGAAAGAGGACUCUGGAAAUCAAGUCUGGGCUCUCCUCCGCCUGCCUGGCGGUAAUUAUGGCGGCAAAAGGAAGAGGAUUACAGUUCUGUCCCAUCAAGGGGUCCCAUUAGUGGGAUUGAUUCUGUUAGCCAUCCUCCCUUUUGGAGCAGGCAUCAAACAGAGUGUCCCCAGGGUCCAACUCAGCCACAAAGAUCUGCUGCAGGCUGGAAGCGUGUCUCUGUUUCUAGGCCCCUCUGAUGGCCUUCACUCCCACUCUCUGCUCUUGGAUGAGGAGAGAGGUCGCCUUCUGUUGGGAGCCAGAGAUCACAUCUACCUGCUUGACCCUGACAAUUUGGCCAAAGCCCACAAAAAGAUUCAUUGGCCUGCUCCGAGGGACAGAGUUGAAAUGUGCAAACUGGCUGGCAAGAACGCAAACAUGGAAUGUGCUAACUUUAUCAGGGUCCUCCACAAUUACAACCGAACACAUGUCUAUGCCUGCGGGACAGGAGCCUUCCACCCCACCUGUGCUUUCAUCGAAAUCACUGGCCACAGAGAGGAUGGUGUGUUCCAACUGCUGUCGAAUACACUGGAGUCUGGCAGGUUGAAAUGCCCUUUUGAUCCCUUGCAGCCGUUCACCUCUGUCCUCACAGACCAGUUUUUAUAUGCCGGCACAUCCUCAGACUUCUUGGGCAAAGAUACCACGUUCACACGUUCCCUAGGCCCUCCACCUGACCAGCACUACAUACGCACAGACAUCUCUGAAGACUACUGGAUCAAUGAGGCCAGGUUUAUAUCUGCUCAUCCCAUCGCAGACACCUACAAUCCGGACGAUGAUAAGAUGUACUUUUUCUUCCGCGAGGUAUCGUGGGAGGGCAACGAUAAGAGCAUCCUGUCCCGAGUGGCUCGUGUGUGCAAGAAUGAUGUGGGUGGGCUGAGGAGUCUGACCAAUAAAUGGACGACCUUCCUCAAAGCCAGGCUUGUGUGUUCUAUCCCUGGACCAGACGGCGUGGACACACACUUUGAUGAGCUCCAGGACGUCUUUUUGCUCCCUACCAGAGACGACAAAAACCCCAAAGUGUAUGCAGUCUUCACAACCUCCAGUUCCAUUUUCCGUGGCUCAGCAGUGUGUGUGUACAGCAUGGCUGACAUAAGGGCCGCGUUUAACGGACCUUACGCCCACAAGGAGGGGCCUGACCACCGAUGGGUAGAAUACGAGGGGAGGAUACCAUACCCCCGUCCUGGAACGUGCCCCAGCAAGACGUAUGAUCCGAAGAUCAAAACAACCAAAGACUUCCCAGAUGAGGUUGUCAGUUUCAUUCGAUUCCACCCUCUCAUGUAUCGCCCUGUCUACCCUCUGACUGGACGGCCAGUGUUCACGCGUGUCCGGGUGGACUACACCCUGACUCACAUUGUGGUGGACAGAGUUUUGGCAGAUGAUGGACAAUACGAGGUUAUGUUCCUGGGAUCAGAUGCUGGCUCAGUUCUGAAGGUGGUGAGCAUCACUCAAGAGAACUGGUCUAAUGAAGAAGUGGUGCUGGAAGAGCUUCAAGUAUUCCAGGUUCCCACUCCCAUCGUGAGCUUGGAGCUGUCUUCGAAACAGCAACAGCUCUACGUGGGUUCAAGCGAGGGACUAGCCCAGGUUUCACUCAGCAGAUGUCACUUGUACGGUCAGGCCUGUGCUGAGUGCUGCCUGGCACGAGACCCCUACUGCGCCUGGGACGGACACACGUGCUCACGAUACAUCCCUGCAUCUAAGAGGAGAGCCAGGAGACAAGACAUCAAGCAUGGAGACCCUGCAAUUCAGUGCUGGGACACAGAAGACAGCUUUGGCAGUGGACGUGUGGAGGAGCGGAUUCUUUACGGGGUGCAGAACAACUCCACCUUCCUCGAGUGCAUCCCUAAAUCUCAACAGGCCCAAAUCCGGUGGUACAUACAAAGACCUGGAUAUGAGCGAAAGGAGGAGGUCAGACUGGACGAUCGCGUCAUUCACACUGGCCGAGGCCUCCUGAUCCGCUCCCUCCAUGACUCUGACGCCGGCGUGUACGUCUGUGUGGCUCAAGAGCACACACACUUCACCCACACUUUACUGCGUCUCAAGCUACAGCUGGUCACACACGGACAACUCGACAGGAAACCCAAGCCCGGCGAAGACCCCGGCGCGGAGGUGAACCACGGCGCCACGGAGUCACGUCAGCGCUACAAAGACUACCUGCGAGUCAUGAGCUCCCCCUUCGACUCUCUGGAUGAGUACUGCGACUCACUGUGGCUGGACAAGAGGCUGUCGAGGGCGCGGGGACGAGGCCUGGGGGCCGGCAAAUGGAAACACAUCCAGGAAAUGAAGAAGAGCAGGAACAGGAGACACCACAAAUACAGGGAGGGGAAACAGGAGCGAGGGAGGGUGGUGAGGGCAGCAGAGCAGUGAGAGAAGGGUUAAAAAAUAGAUGAGUGGUUAGCCGUGUAUAUUCACUGGUUUAAUGAUUAAGCCAAUGUGACAAACAGCUGUAAAAUUGCAGUGUCAGACGAGCAAAAGUUGAGUUAAUGUGGCGUGAAAGACCAGCAAUCAAAUAUAUGGAACAUACAAGAAUUCAUAAUGCACUGUAAGCAAUUUUAAGUAGUAAAGUAUUACCGACCAAGCACAGUUUAUCAGAAAAGCUUUGUUGAUUCAGAGGAAAUAUGCAGCAUUUUGUGAAUAUUAUAUUCUAAUUUUCUAUAAAGUUCAGAAAAGAAAGUGCACCAAACACUUCAUAGUUUCAAAGAAAAUAUCACAGACUAAAUGACUGAAUUAUGCAACACUUUCUCAAGCAUAAUUGAUAUCGCAGUCUCUCCAAUUGACAUACAGUAUAUGAUAGUAAACGACACGUAGGGCCACAUACAAAUUUGCAGGCAGGCAUAAAAAGGUAGCAUAAAAAGUGACAAAUUCCACUUCCAGAGGAGGCAUAAAUCAAAUGCUGGACUUUUAACCAGGAUACUCAGGGUAGUGUCCCAUGUCAGACAAGAACUUUUUUGCGCAGCCGACUUUUGUUUCUUUGUAGUGCACAUUACUUUUGCUUUAGGCACCAAAAUGACUUGUUUAGGUUUAAGAAAGAAUCAUGGUUUGGGUUAAAAGAGAAUGUUUCACAAGGUUAAACAUGUUAGGAGUUUUUUUUUUUUUUUUGCAACAGCUUCUUUUCUUGGAGUUCAUAAGUGACAAGUCCCGUCUCAGCUGAGAGAUUUCACGUGCACUAAAUCACACAACCAUAAGAGGGUGCAAAGCUACGUAGACACCGGCCGUUUUGGUCGUCUUAGAAACUCAACUGCUAUUAUUUUUAUAAUGAUGACAGGAUGUGCAUCAACCGUGCAUCCAUCAGUCGUCGACUUCUUCUGAAGCUGUAGUGACACAGAUCAGUAGAGGGAUGACAACGUGGCCUAUUGACUUUUUUCCCCACUAGAACAGAUACAUACUCCAGUGAAUGGAUCAUGAAUGAAUAAUUUCAUGGCAUCUAAACAUGGUUGGAGUUAGAAAAACUGGGGAAAGCCUCAUAACGCACACACACACAAAAAAAGCAUUUGCUCAUGGGGAUGACAUCGCAUUCAUGUUGAAUGACUGUAAAUAUUUACGUAACUUGUACAGGAGAUACAGCAUGCUCAAUUUAGCCUUAUUAACAAUCUGUAACUAUAAUAUUCAUCAUUUAUUAUGUUUGGAUGAAAAAAAAAAGUAUUUUUCUACAACCCCCUGUACUGUAGGUCUGCUAGAUGUUUUCGUUCGUACUGUUUCUGAAAGUUGUUCAAAUAAAUUUGAUUUGGUGCCUCA